AUGUCCACUGGGGAAAAUGUGGUGUAUGACCUCUCCGAGUCGCAUCAAGGCAACAUUAUAGCCUGUGCUGCUCUGACAUGGCUGAUAUCGGCCGUGGUCGUAGCGAGUCGAUUCUACCUCAGAGGAAACUUGAUGGAGUUACUUGGCCCGGAGGACUGGGUUAUUUUGGCGGCUUUAUUUUUCUCCCUGGCAGAGAGCAUUGGGUUCAUCAUCCAGGCAGGCCUGGGGCUCGGGAAACAUUUCAUUGCAAUUCCCAUGGAGAAAUAUGUGACGUUGCUCGAGGCAUCAUGGUUCACUAUCGUUUUCUACACAUGUAGCCUUAAUCUCUCGAAAAUCAGCGUGGUGCUACUAUACUUGCGGACCUUAACUUAUGAUUGGACGAGAAAGGUUCUCUUGGGGUUUAUGGUCAUCGUCACCGUUACUGGCACCAUCAAUCUGAUCCUCGACUUUACGGCCUGCAUACCUCUGAAAGCAUUCUGGGACCCCAGUGUACAAGCUACAUAUUGCCAUUCAAACGAGGUUUACUAUUCUCUGGUAGGGCUGCAGAUAGGGACAGAUUUUCUCAUCUUCCUGCUACCUCUGCCCGUCGUCUGCAUCUGUAUUGUUUCCAUAAUACGCCUCGUCCUGCUCGCGACCAUCCCGGUCGGGCCCGACUACAGCUACACAGGCGUGGACACGAUCUACUGGUCCCUGAUCGAGGUCAACACCGCCAUAGUCUGCGCCUCAGUCAUGACCCUGAAGCCGCUCUUCAACCGCAUCUUCGCAGCCUCGACGAGACAGACCACAGGCACGCCCGAGGACGGCGCCGCCGGCCCGGUGGGCCACCCGCAGCACCCGCACAUCCCCCUGCCGACGAUCGGGUCCCGCCCGUCGCGCAAGGCCCCUCCGCCGCUGCAGACCAGGCAGUCGUGGCUGAGCGCGCAGCUGGCCAAGCUGGACAAGUCGCUGCAGACGGUGAACGAGACGCGGGCGCCGGCCGACGAGGAGGUCAACCUCCGCAGGCCCGAGACGGCGACGACGCCGCGCUCGAGGAGCGAGAUGGAGCUGCCGCCCUGGCCGCCCUCGCGUGAGCCCGCGGGGAGGGAUAGGCUGAGCCAUAACUCCAGCAUCAUCACGCCUGUUGAGCAGAGGGCGGAUGAGGGGCCUUUGAGGUGA
Molecule: messenger RNA, 1155 nt
Organism: Diaporthe batatas
Lineage: Eukaryota; Fungi; Ascomycota; Sordariomycetes; Diaporthales; Diaporthaceae
Exons: 3
Coding region: 1-1155 (384 amino acids)
Source: RefSeq, a predicted model, not a curated record